AUGGUUCUUUGGCCAACGUUCUUGAAAAAUGAGUAUGAUGAAGUAGAUUUUCGCCAAAAUGGUGUCAAUUUGAGUCAGCAAGAAAGUUACUAUACAGUCCAACAAAUAGCACCAUCACACGGAAAUUAUUUAAACAAUGUUCUUACCAGACACCAGGAUGAUCCAAACCAGAUUGCUCCUCAAAUAAAUGUGGUAUCUCAGUUGUCGAGCGAAACGAUUCCCUUGAAUCUCAGAAAUGUAACUGGUCAGCAACGGACAGAUACACCUUUGGGUGCUCUCAUUACUAAUGAUAUUGAUCCAUUAAUGAAAAGAGACCCCUACGACAACUAUAAAGCAGGGAAGCAUUUACUUUUUAUGAAUUUCACUUCCUAUAAGCAUUUUACAAGUAAAACUACUCUUGAUUGCGUUGAGUGGUAUCCCUAUGGAACUCCUAGUGUAUCUCCUUUUCAAGUUAAAUUUACAAAAUAUCCUGCACUUCAAGAAUUUGAAAAGGAAAUCAAACCUGGGUUACUGUAUCCUGGUGAAACCGAGAGCUCGUUUGAUCGAGCAGUAUUUAACUUCGCCAUGCUUGAGCUGUUUAAAUUUGAUUUUCAUUACACUUACUUGGACCCAAAUGUAUAUUUAGAAGACGGUCUCAUAGGUCAUUUAGAUGUUGAUAUGGAAGAUGUUGAUAUUGGAUAUUAUAGACAAAUGAGAAUAUACUACAACAAUAUGAUUAAAACAUCUCGGACAUACAUGGCAAAUUUAGAAUGGGGUUUUAAAUGGAUUUAUUAUUAUAAUAGACUAAAUGAAAUUUGCUCUAAUGAAAUCGAACUAAUGGCACCCGGUGAUUCAUUUAAAGAAGCUUUUCUUACAAUUGAUACAUUGUUUAUAUCUAUAGAUUGGUCAAUAUUUAACCACAUUGAAAGGAGUAAAAAAGACAGAAAGGAAUUACUUAGGCUUAAAGAUGAAAUGUUAGCAAGAACAAGAAACAAUUUCUAA
This is a messenger RNA of Magnusiomyces paraingens, 981 nucleotides long. RefSeq lists its product as uncharacterized. The record is from RefSeq and is a predicted model, not a curated record. NCBI's taxonomy places the organism in Eukaryota, Fungi, Ascomycota, Dipodascomycetes, Dipodascales, Dipodascaceae. Bases 1 to 981 code for a protein of 326 amino acids. The transcript has a single exon.